AUGGUCCACAGAAAGAUACCCGGCCUAUACUCAUUCGUCAAACUCCUCUGCCGAACUCUCUUCCACAUCUUUUUCAGGGACUAUGACGCCUUUCACUCAAACCUCAUCCCCCAAGACGAACCCAUCCUCGUCAUCUCCAACCACGGAAACUACCUCCUCGAUGGGCUAGCUCUCCUUGCUACUUACCCGGGGCAGAUUUCGUUCUUGAUGGCGCAACCGAAUUUUAAAACUGCCAUCGGUGGAAUCGCGAGGAAGAUUGGCGCCAUUCCUGUUCUAAGGCCACAGGACGCAGAAAGAUUCGGCGGAACAAGCACAGUGACUAUAUCCCAGGACGGAAACUCGAUCGAGGGACACGGCAUCGGAUGGCAAUUGAAUGAAGGUGACACAGUCUACAUCGAAACCGGCCUGUUCGAGGACGCCAACAAGGACAACCGCAUCACCCAAUGCUAUGCCGUCGUCCAGUCCAUCGUCAGUGACAACAAGGUCGCCUUCAAAGCGCCCGGUCUCAAAUGGGUUCCCGCCACCCUCACCUCCGAACGGGAUAUCGCCUACAUCAAAUCGCGCAAGAUUGUCCGCCAUGGAUCCCUCAAGAUCAGAGUCGAGCGCGGCAACACCUGGGUCGGCAUCAACGAGGCCCUCAAGGCUCAGGAACAACAACAGAACGGAGGCGUCAUGGCCAGCAGUGCGACGGGAACCAUCGGCAAGUUUGUCCAAAAGAUCUUUUCAAAGUCGCCAGAUCCUGCUCUUGGCUCGACCGAUCUGGCCCAUAUGAUUGAGAAUGGGACAUAUACAGGAGCCGAUAUUCCAGGAUCUGUCAAGGCACCGCCCAACUUCAAGACUACCGAGGCAACUCCGCUUCUGAAGAAAUCCCUGUCCAUGAACUCGACACGACACAGUCCCGUCUAUGCUGCGACAAGACCCGUCGACAUGAACGCAAGACUGUCCUCAUUCUCGACAACACACAGUUCCAGUGUCAUAGGCGAUGUCGGCGAGGACGACUACCUGCUGAAUCACGGAAACAACGGCUCUGCUUUGUCGCACGAACUGAUAACUACAGGAAACGGUACGCCAAUCCCAACCAACUAUGGCUCAGGACCAUCGUUUUCCAACUCGAGGGAGAACACCACCUCUGGUACUUCCGGUACCUCAGGAUCGUCCAACACUACCAACGACACCUCGACAUCCGUAGUCUCCUCCUCCUCCCAGCCUAUUCGUUUCCCAGCCCUGCCCUGCACAUUCACGUUUUCUCACCCUAUCGAUCAUUCCGUCAUUUACGAGAGCGUCUGGCAGAAUUUUGAAGACCGACGAACCGUCGCCGUCUUUCCCGAGGGUAUCUCCAGCGACGACUAUCACCUGCUCGACUUCAAGUACGGAUGCACCAUCAUGGUCCUGGGCUACCUUGCCCAGAACCCGUCCAAGACUCUUCGGAUAGUACCCUGUGGCCUCAACUUUUUCAACCGCCAUCGAUUCCGAUCCCGAUUCUAUGCAGACUAUGGAUCCCCCAUGACUGUCCCCGACCAUCUUGUUGCCAUGUACCGUGAAGGCGGAGAGGCAAAAAAGCAAGCAUGCACGGAACUGCUUCAGAUGAUUCAUACGGCAGUUGAAGGAUUGACACUCAACGCCCCCAACUAUGACGAGCUGCGCCUGUACAAGGCGACACGACGACUCUAUGGCUCAGGAAAGAAGCUGACGGUACCCCAAAAGCUGGAGCUCACUCGCCGGUUCGCCAAGGGAUACGCCCAACUGUCUUUGACUCCCUCAAUGGGUGCGCUGAAGCGCGACAUCAACGCCUACGACAAACACCUGACCAACAGCGGCGUUCGGGAUUGGCAACUGACAGCAGAGCCCCACAUUGCGGUUGCGCUGUUGUUCACCAUGCCCGCAUUGUUCCUCUUACCGGCCCUGUUCUUGCUGUCGCUCCCCGGAACACUGCUCUUUGGACCCGUCGGACUUUUGGCGACAUGGGCUGCGAACCAGAAGGGCCAGCAGGCAAUGUUGGCGUUCCAGUCGUACCUCCCAGUAUCGAGAUGGCCAGGACGAGAUGUGAUUGCUACAUGGAAGAUUGUGGUCUCGUUGGCAUUGAUGCCGGUCUGUUUUAUCGUCUACUCUUCAAUCCUUACCGCAUGGGUCAGUCACUGGGAAUGGCUCAAGGAGUACUGGACGAUGGGCCGGAUUGUUUUGUUCUGGCUGCUUUCGACGUUUGUGGUGUUCCCGACGAUCGCAUAUGGGACGGUGUGGAUCUGGGAAUGGCAGAUUGAUCUGAAGAUGCAGGUCAGUGUGUGGUGGUGGAAGUUGUGUGGAGGAAAUGCAGAGAUGAAGCGGUGGCGGCAGGAUCUUGUGAAUCGGAUCGAUAGGGAGUUGGUUGAGAGGAUGGGCGGCAAGAGCGCCUUUGAUGUCUCUACCUAUGUCUGA
Linnemannia hyalina is the source of this 2412-nucleotide messenger RNA. The record is from the annotation of a GenBank genome assembly. Lineage: Eukaryota; Fungi; Mortierellomycota; Mortierellomycetes; Mortierellales; Mortierellaceae.